UAUACUUUGUGUUAAUUCUAUGUGCUUUUUUGAUACCAAGUUUAUUAACAUACUACUUAAACCUCGAACCAAUUUAUCACAUGUAUCCAGAAACAUACCGAUACUUGUACUUCAGAAAUAAUGAAACGUUCUACCAAACUUAUAUACCUUUCUAUACCAAUAUUAGCGGAUAUUUGUGCGGCAUUAUCUGUUCGGAUGUGUUUUUAAAAUUAGUAAAUAAUAAUAAUAAUGCUACACAGAAUUAUCACAGAAUUCUCAAGUAUAAGCUGGCCUGGUGGUCACUCAUUCCAAUGUUUUUUGUAUUAAUAUCUAUUGGAACUUUAAUGAUGGAACAAACUUUUGAGAAGCCAUCUAUUUUUGUUGCAAUUUUUGCAGGAUUAUACAAAAAUUUAUGGGUUAUCAUAUGUGGAUUAUUUGUUUUUGGCAUGUGCUUUAAAAUGGGAGGAAUUUUUCAUAAAACGUCAGUGCUUCCAUCGUCUACAGUUUUAGCGAAAAUAUCUUUCCAAGCAUAUCUAUGGCAUUUCGCCAUUCUGCAUUUAAUGGCUACUUUGUAUAGACCUCCAAUUUACAUUAGUCGGCUUAAUGUGAUAACAAUUAUUAUAUGUAGUUAUAUUUUUAGCAAUAUAGUAGCGUUUUUUAUUACAACAUGUUUCGAGUACCCGAUUAAUGGAUUUAUUAAGAUGUCUAAGCGAAGAGAUUACAAAUUUAGAAAUAAUAAUAAUAACACUUUAGAACUAAAUAGUAAAUAA
Messenger RNA from Teleopsis dalmanni, 749 nucleotides. RefSeq lists its product as uncharacterized. The record is from RefSeq and is a predicted model, not a curated record. Bases 81 to 749 code for a protein of 222 amino acids. NCBI's taxonomy places the organism in Eukaryota, Metazoa, Arthropoda, Insecta, Diptera, Diopsidae. The transcript has 4 exons.